GCGGGCUCCGGGGCAGGACGCAGGGCGGGGUCGAGGCGGAGCGCCCCGGGCCCGCCCCGCUGUGGGGUCUGCGCCACCCGUCCGGUCCCGUGACGCUGGUCAGUGGCGCGGGUCACGAGUGCCGACUCGACCGACGGCAGCAGCGACAUGGCCUCGGAGCAGGAUGUGCGCGCCCGGCUGCAGCGCGCUGGCCAGGAGCACCUCCUGCGCUUCUGGGCCGAGCUGGCGCCGGAGUCGCGAGCCGCGCUGCUGGCGGAGCUGGCGCUGCUGGAACCCGAGGCGCUGCGCGAGCACUGCCGGCGGGCGGCGGAGGCCUGCGCGCGCCACCACGGCCCGCUGCCCGGCUUGGCCGAGCGCCUGCGGCCCCUGCCCGCCGAGCGCGUGGGCAGGGCCAGCCGCAGCGACCCCGAGACGCGGCGGCGCUGGGAGGAGGAAGGUUUCCGCCAGAUUGCCCUGAACAAGGUGGCUGUCCUGCUGCUGGCGGGGGGGCAGGGCACUCGCCUGGGCGUGACCUACCCCAAGGGUAUGUACCGUGUGGGGCUGCCCAGCCAGAAGACCCUGUACCAGCUGCAGGCGGAGCGGAUUCGGCGGGUGGAGCAGCUGGCCGGUGAGCGCCACGGGACCCGCUGCACCGUCCCCUGGUACGUGAUGACCAGCGAGUUCACUCUGGGGCCCACGGCCGAGUUCUUCAGGGAGCACGACUUCUUCCACCUGGACCCCGCCAACGUGGUCAUGUUUGAGCAGCGCCUGCUGCCUGCUGUGACCUUUGAGGGCAAGGUGAUCCUGGAGCGGAAAGACAAAGUUGCCAUGGCCCCAGAUGGAAACGGGGGCCUCUACUGCGCACUGGAGGACCACAAGAUCCUGGAGGACAUGGAGCGCCGAGGAGUGGAGUUUGUGCACGUGUACUGUGUGGACAACAUCCUGGUGCGACUGGCAGACCCUGUCUUCAUCGGCUUCUGUGUGUUGCAGGGCGCAGACUGUGGCGCCAAGGUGGUGGAAAAGGCAUACCCCGAGGAGCCCGUGGGCGUGGUGUGCCAGGUGGACGGCGUCCCCCAGGUGGUGGAGUACAGCGAGAUCAGUCCUGACACCGCACAGCUGCGUGCCUCUGACGGGGGCCUGCUGUACAAUGCAGGCAACAUCUGCAACCACUUCUUCACCCGAGGCUUCCUUAAGGCGGUCACCAGGGAGUUUGAACCUUUGCUGAAGCCACACGUGGCUGUGAAGAAAGUCCCGUAUGUGGAUGAGGAGGGGAACCUGGUAAAGCCGCUAAAAGCCAACGGGAUAAAGAUGGAGAAGUUUGUGUUUGAUGUGUUCCGGUUUGCUAAGAACUUUGUUGCCUUUGAAGUACUACGGGAGGAGGAAUUUUCCCCACUGAAGAAUGCAGAGCCAGCCGACAGGGAUAGUCCCCGUACCUCCCGCCAGGCCCUGCUCGCCCAGCACUACCGGUGGGCUCUGCAGGCAGGGGCCCGCUUCCUGGAUGCCCAUGGGGCCUGGCUCCCAGAGCUGCCCGGCUUACCCCCAAAUGGAGACCCUCCGGCCAUCUGUGAGAUAUCGCCCUUGGUGUCUUACUCUGGAGAGGGUUUAGAAGUGUACCUGCAAGGCCGGGAGUUCCAGUCCCCGUUCAUCUUGGAUGAGGACCAGGCCAGGGAGCUACUACAGCCGCAGGAGUCCUGACAUGCCCAGACUGCCCCCAGACUGCCCCCAGACCUGCUAGCCCUGGCGUCCUGGAGCUGGGGGCUAUGGCCCCAGCCUGAGCUCUGGAUGGGGAAGCAGCCUGCCACGUGCUUCCAGCCUGCAGAACACAGAAGGAAACGUGCUGGUGGACUCCGUGAGGGCAGGGCCUCUCCUGUCGCCUCUGGACACAAGUGGCUACAGCCUGCUGGGGGCUCUGUGGCUCCAUUCCCGGAUGUGGGGUCUAGUUGAGAGGCAGAGGGACUUGGGACCUGGGAGAAUGGGGUUGAGAGGAGGAUUCGGGUUGGGGCCCAAGGGAGGUGUGGUGUCAUCUGGGGAGAACAGGAGGGCACGUCCCUUUGGGAGCCCGCCCUGGGAUCCACCACACCCAGUGGAGCACUGGAAGCUGCAUAAGCUACGCAGGACGUGCUUCUUUCUGCAGCCUACCGAUGCAGAACCGGAAUGAGGGGAACAAUUCCACCCAGUUGAGGGCUGCCCCCUCCUCCUCAGCAGCCGAACCAGUAAUGGGGGCAAGGCUGGGGCAUCCCAGCCCACAUACCCUGGAUGCCCAGCAAGGCCACAGAAAGGGUCUGAUGUCCGUGAUCCAGGUGGCUCUGAGAAGCUUGGCCUGGACACCUGAGGCUGCGGCCUUCUCCCCAUCUGUCCCCAGGGCCUCUGCCUCUCAGCCUCUUCCAUGGUCCGUUUAGGCUGCUGAAUUUUCUGUGCUUCCCCAACAACCAGUGGGAUCAACGCUGGUGGCCUCUCUGAUGGUUGCUGACUAAUCCGGGAUUUCAUGAGUCAGAGGCACUACCCCUCGCCCCAGCUGCCUGCUGCUUCUGAUGGAUCUUCGUGCUCAGGCUGCCCAGCUCCCCGAGUGAGGACUCAGCCUCCAUAUUUGGUGCCUUGGCCCCUCCCUGCACUCAGGAGUGGCUGGGACAAGCCAGCUGCCCCAGGGUUCUUCCCCUGGUGACUCUCACCUGCUUUCUCAUCUCGGGGGAGGCAGUAGCACCUCCCUCUCCCUGCUGACAUGAAGAGAGCUAUGAUAUGCAACUGCUGCUAACGCAUCCUCUGCCCCCACCUCGAAACCCACGGCCCCUAGUAGAGGGCCGCUACUCAUCCCCAUUGGUUUCCCAGGGGAGGGGUGUUAUCUGGAAGAGCAGGUUUAGAUGCAACCUUCCAGAUUUAGAGGCACGGGGAGGACAGUGGCUGAGUGGAGGCGCCCAGACCUGGGCAGGCAGCAGGCUCAGGCCCACACCUUGUGAUAUUUGAAACCAAAGCCUUCCUUUUCCCUGGCUCCGCCCUUCUUAUUGCAAACCUUGCUGUGCCUUAGGGCCCUUCUCAUAGCUACUCCUCAUGGCCAGGACUGGAACAGGGAUGCAACCUCUUUCUACAUAAGCAUAGUUAGUGGGUGAAGUCUUUUUUUUUUUUGAGAUGGAGUUUCACUCUUGUUGCCCAGGCUGCAGUGAAGUGGGGUGACCUUGGCUCACUGCAACCUCUGCCUCCUGCCUCAGCCUCCCGAGUAGCUGGGAUUACAGGCACCCACCACCAGGCACCAGGCACCUCUUUGAGUAGAGAUGGGGUUUGACCGUGUUAGCCAGGAUGGUCUCCAUCUCCUGACCUCAUGAUCCACCCACUUCGACCUCCCAAAGUGCUGCGAUUAUAGGUGUGAGCCACUGCGCUGGGCCAGUUGCUGGCAUCUUAAUGUUUGUAGGUGGGACAUUUCCAAUAAACACAAGGUGCUGUGAUUGACUGCUACCCUG
Messenger RNA from Chlorocebus sabaeus (green monkey), 3431 nucleotides. It is a transcript of the gene UAP1L1, whose product is annotated as UDP-N-acetylglucosamine pyrophosphorylase 1 like 1. Gene Ontology annotation, biological process: UDP-N-acetylglucosamine biosynthetic process. Gene Ontology annotation, molecular function: UDP-N-acetylglucosamine diphosphorylase activity. Lineage: Eukaryota; Metazoa; Chordata; Mammalia; Primates; Cercopithecidae. The record is from RefSeq and is a predicted model, not a curated record.